Molecule: messenger RNA, 1740 nt
Organism: Chionomys nivalis (European snow vole)
Lineage: Eukaryota; Metazoa; Chordata; Mammalia; Rodentia; Cricetidae
Gene: Calr3
Product: calreticulin 3
Exons: 9
Coding region: 43-1215 (390 amino acids)
Biological process (GO): protein folding
Cellular component (GO): endoplasmic reticulum; endoplasmic reticulum membrane
Molecular function (GO): calcium ion binding
Source: RefSeq, a predicted model, not a curated record
CAGACGCCUGAGAGCCAAAGAGCGAGAUUCGCGCGCUCAAGGAUGGCCCGGGCCCGGGUGUCGCUCUGGGCCAUCUGCAUGCUGCGCGUGGCGCUGGCCACUGUGUACUUCCAGGAGGAAUUUCUAGAUGGAGAGCGCUGGAGGAACCGCUGGGUGCAGUCCACCAAUGACUCCCAGUUCGGCCACUUCAGAGUCUCGUCGGGGAAGUUCUAUGGGCAUAAAGAGAAAGACAAAGGCCUGCAGACAACUCAGAACAGCCGGUUCUAUGCCAUCUCUGCAAGCUUCAAGCCGUUCAGCAACAAAGGGAAGACCCUGGUAAUCCAGUACACAGUGAAGCAUGAACAGAAGAUGGACUGUGGCGGUGGCUACAUCAAGGUAUUUCCCUCCGACCUGGAUCAGAAGAAUUUGAACGGAAAGUCUCAGUACUACAUCAUGUUUGGACCUGAUAUUUGUGGAUUUGAUAUCAAGAAAGUUCAUGUUAUCUUAUAUUUCAAAAAUCAGUAUCAUUCGAACAAGAAGCCGAUCAGAUGCAAGGUUGAUGGCUUCACCCACCUCUACACCCUGAUUUUAAGGCCAGAUCUUUCUUACGAGGUGAAAGUUGACGGCCAGUCCAUUGAGUCCGGCAGCAUCGAGUAUGACUGGAACCUGACGUCGCUGAAGAAAGCAGAAACUCCAUCAGCAGAGGCUAGGGACUGGGACCAGGUGGACGGUGGCAGAGCCCAGGACUGGGAAAAGCAUUUUCUGGAUGCGGGUGCCAGCAAGCCAAGCGAUUGGAACAGUGAACUGGAAGGGGACUGGCUGCAAAAGCCACCAUACCAGGAUGGCCUGAAACCUGAGGGCAUCGAUAAAGAUGUGUGGCUCCACCGGCAGAUGAAGCCUGCCCACUACCUGACGCAGUAUGACCUCUCAGAGUUCGAGAACAUCGGUGCCAUUGGUCUGGAGCUGUGGCAGGUGAGAUCUGGAACCAUCUUUGAUAACUUCCUGAUCACGGAUGAUGAAGAGUAUGCAGAGCGGUUUGGCAAGGCCACCUGGGGGGAGACCAAGGGUCCAGAAAAGGAGAUGGAUGCCAUACAGGCCAAGGAAGAAGUGAAAAAAGCUCGCGAGGAGGAUGAGGAGGAGCUGCUGACGGGGAAGUUCCGCCAGGAGCUGCUGACGGGGAAGUUGCGCAGGCACGACAACCAUUUCAGCAGAUUCCACAGGCAAGGCGAGCUGUAGCCGUCCCCACUCUGAAUGAAGAGGACUGGCCCAGCCUCCACUAAUACACUCUGAAUGUCACACACGUCUGCAUGGUCAUUUGUCCAGUUCCUAAAAAACAAUUCCAUGUGUGUGCUGGGGUCCCCUAAUUUCCCCCAGUGCACAGAUUAGGAGGUUUCCCUCGGCUGCCUCUGGGGCACACACCUUUAAUCUCAGGACUUUGAGGCAGAGAUCUCUGGGAGUUUCAGGCCGGCCUGGUUUAUAUAUCACAUUCUAGGGCAGCCCUAGUUACAUAGUGCGACAUUGUCUUAAAAAAAAAGUUUCCUCUACAAAGAACAGACCACUGGAAGCCCAAGACCUGUAAGAGUCUGGCCAUAAAUGAUAUACCUUUUUGAACCUCUUAAAUAUUUUCAUGAAAUAAAAGAUGGUAAAAUGAAAUUUUAAAAAAUUAUUUAUUAUGUAUACAGUGUUUUGCCUGCAUGUAUACCUGUAGGCCAGUAGAGGACGCCAGAUCUUAUUAUAGAUGGUUAUGAGCCACCAUGUAGU